Molecule: messenger RNA, 6391 nt
Organism: Nezara viridula (southern green stink bug)
Lineage: Eukaryota; Metazoa; Arthropoda; Insecta; Hemiptera; Pentatomidae
Source: the annotation of a GenBank genome assembly
GCAAUGAAUAUUUUUUUAUAAUAAUUUUGUAUUAAUAUUUAUAAUAAAGUUAAUAAUAUUAUUUAUUAUCUUUCAGGCCAAGGAACUCCCCGCUAAAGACAUGAGUGGAACCUCUGACCCUUACGUUCGAGUCACCCUCCUUCCCGACAAGAAACACAGGCUCGAAACAAAAAUAAAAAGGAGAACGCUGAAUCCGAGAUGGAACGAAACAUUUUAUUUCGAAGUUAGGUUUUCCAAUCCAAAAACUUCAAAGCCGGGUAUUGCACCUUCACGUCUUUGAUUAUGACAGGUUUUCAAGAGACGAUUCCAUUGGAGAAGUUUUCUUACCUCUUUGUCAGGUUGAUCUAUCAGAGAAACCCUCUUUUUGGAAGGCGCUGAAACCUCCAUUGAAGGACAAGUGUGGUGAACUCCUAGUUUCGCUAUGUUAUCACCCGAGCAACAGUAUACUCACCAUAACUUUACUGAAGGCAAGGAAUCUAAAGGCUAAAGAUAUCAAUGGAAAAUCAGAUCCAUACGUCAAAGUUUGGCUGCAAUUUGGUGAGAAAAGGAUUGAAAAGAGGAAGACACCAAUAUUCAAAUGCACCCUUAAUCCUGUCUUCAAUGAAACAUUCAGCUUCAACGUACCUUGGGAAAAGAUAAGAGAAUGUUCCCUCGAUGUUAUGGUGAUGGAUUUUGACAAUAUUGGCCGUAAUGAGCUCAUUGGCCGCAUUCUUCUAGCAGGAAAGAAUGGUUCUGGAGCUACUGAAACAAAACACUGGCAGGACAUGAUAACCAAACCCCGCCAAACCAUUGUGCAGUGGCAUAGGCUUAAGCCAGAAUAAACAUCAAAUGUAAUGAUAUUGCAGUUUGUACUAGAAAGGCAUACCUUGAAGACUUAGAAGUUAAUAUACUAAUAUAAGAUCUCUAUGUUAACAUAAUCCAUUAGUUUUGUCUCUAUUUUCAAAUAAGAGGCUGAUAAUAAUAUCUAUUUUUGUGGGACAUAUAUUAGUCUCUAUAUUUUAUCAUAUUUUAAAAGAGAUUUGAAGAUUUCCAAAAGUAUAUGUAUUAAAAAGAAAAAAAAGUAAUACAUGACUGUAAAAGAAACCAUACUAACUGAAAGUUUCUUUUGAGGGAUGGGCAAUAUGAAAACUUUUUUAUGAUGUAUCGUGUUGUUAUAAUAUUGGAUAGUUUAUUUAGCAUACCUAGCUUUUUAACAAUAAGGAAUAUAUUGCAAAUUUAAUUUUUGUAAAGGAUUUAGACUGUCAAAGCAUUUUUAUAUACCCGUGCUGCUUAGUUAAUUUUUAUAUAUUAAUUCAAUCAGCUAGAUAUGUUAUAAUUAUAUAAAUGUUUAAUUUUGGUAGAGGUUACUUUAUGUAUUCUUGUUGAUCCAUGGCUGAGGAUACAUCGCAUGCGUGUAAUAUUACCAUGAAAGUCCUCUGCUCAAACUGAUAUUAGUCCCAUAGUCAGCCUACUCAAGUUAAAAUGAGUUUUCGAUCACUAUGACGAAAAAUGAAUCCUCUAGACGAAUUAUAUUUUCCUGUAAGUAGUAUACUUAAAUGUCGUGUACUAAAUGGUGCAAGAGGAGCUUGUAUAAUAGUCUUUGCACCAAAAAGGUGUUUCAUGAUUAGCAAAAAAAAAUAUUGAAAUAUAUUUGUACAAAAGAGUAUUAAAUAAGUAAUAAAUACUCUAAAAAAUAUAUUUAUGAAAUCCUUUUCUUUCUUUAGCCACUUCAGUUCACAUUUUUCUUAAAAGAUUUCUGUAAUAAUUUAGACGAAAUGGCCUUCAAAUUUUUGUAUCAAUCAAAUAUUUUAUCAAUAAAAAAAGUAUUUUGUUUUAUAUUUACUAUGUAAUUCUAAAUCGCAAAACUACUCUGACAACUUUCGUAUUAGAUAUAAAGUAUAAUUUUAAUAAAGCAUGAGAAAGAAAGAAUAUUAUUCAGUGGCAACUAACUUAUUUUGUCCUGAAAUCAGUGUCUCUGAUUACUCAAGGUUUCUCGUACAGAUCCUUCUCAACCUCAUACAGUCGUAUCUGGACCUGUUUGUAGCGGUGAUUUCUUAAUGACAAAAGUAACAUCAAAGUUAUAAAAGAAAAAAAAAUAACUCCAAGUGGUUAUGAAGAGACAAAUUAGCUUGUUCCCUAGCAACAGCUAUUCAGAUUGAAAAAUUUAUACUUUCAGCACGGGAGUAGUGUGACCAAAUAGUUGUCUUGAUUUUUCCUACUCUACAACAAACUAGUCAAAUUCAAAACUGAAUUAUAAUUAUAAUCAUCUGCAAUGUAACCUCAGCCAGAAUGAGUAAUCUUUUUUCGUAAAAACAAGCUACACAUCGUUAUAUAAGUAAUGAACAAAUAUAAAAAUGAAGUGCGUCUAUUAUAUAUGUAAGACGCGUUUGUAUUCUUACAGCUUGUAAGAAAUAGAGCUCUUAUUAAAACUUUUAAGAUGGAAAUGACUAAUCCUUAAUAUCAUAUUAACAUUCGGUUACCGCUGAACAUAUGGCUAAUACACAAUCCAUUCGUUUAUUAAUUUAUUAAACUUAAAUAUUGAUAUGCUACCCAAUAUAUUGAUUGAAAUUUCUACUUUGAUUUUUUUUUUUUUUUUUUAAAGGCACUUAUUAACAAUUAUUUCAAAUAUUUUAAAUAAAUAAACAAAUUUAUGUUAGUUCAAUGAUUUGUUCAUUUUAUAUUUAGGCUUCUUUGUUUUUAAUGUAUGAUUAAUUCUUUUAAAAAAAUGUAUUAUUUUAAAAGUUUGACUCAUUUCUUUGUUUAAUAAAUGCAUUAGUUGAAAAAAUAAAAAAAUAGUUAACAAUUUUUAUUUUUCGUAUAAAGUGAGUAAAGUGUGGAAAAAAUUAGUCAUUAAGUUCAGUUAAUUCAUCAGGAUGUGACAAAUUCUGAUAAACUUACUCUAAUCUGCUUGGUGCAAGAAGUCUGGGAUAGAUUUAUUGUGUGGCUACCGCAGUAAAAUUCUUUUUUUUUUUUUCACAUUCAAAAUUAAAGGAUAAUAGCCACAAUAAGACAUUAAUUUUCUAUUUUAGGAGAAAAUUCAAAUUUUAAUGAAACAUUAUUAUUGUUCACAGCAGGGACUAAGCCAUAUAGCAGAUUAUCAGUGAUUCAAUAAUCGAAGCACUGAGAUAAAAAAAAACGUAUUAAGGCCAUAUUUGAGAGAAAAUGAGGUAUUGUUUCGAAAAGGUUUUUUACGAGUCUUAUGCGUGAAUGCACAAAAUUAAUAAGGUUUAACUUUUCUACCUCCAGCCAUUUCAAUACUUGUGGGAAUCAAAAGAAACUUCUAGGAAGGAUAGUUUCUUUCUCCUUUGUGUGUUUCUACGGGGGAGGGCACACUAACAAUAAAGUAAAACAAUAACAAUUUUAAAUUUAGCUAUAAUAGACUUCUUCAAUCCGAAACUAGAGCAACCAAAAUUUAUUUUGAGGUAGUCUCCGUUAAAUUAUAUCCAUUUAAACUUUUUUUGCAGAUAACUUAAUAUUUAAAAAGAAUAACAUAUACAUGAAAUUUGUAACUGCAGCAAAUUUGAAACAAUUUAUUCUUUUUGAUUUUUUUUUUUAAUCCCUACAAUUUCUUUAAAUAUAUUUAUUUUUUCCUAAAAUAUUUUUUAAAAUGUAUUAUAAAAAAAGUAUAUUUUUUAAUUUAAUGGUGGAGGGUAGAAUUUAUAAUUUUUUUAUUAUUGAUAUCUUCAAAUCUCAGUCUUUGAAUUUGAAAAUCUCUAUUGAAUUAAGUCGACUUAUUGCAAAAAAUCAUGACGUUACAUUUCAUAAUAUUAAAUCACUAAGUAAUUUGAUUAAUAUUUCCCCUGUGUAAUCAGAACAUUGUGUGUACGUUUUAUUGAUGAAUAAGUUCGAAAUUCACAAAAACAGACGUUUAGUUCCAUCAAUAAUAUUCUUACUGAAUUUUUGCAAUAAACUGUUGAUUUAUUUUAUUUCAAAUAGUUUUAUUCAGUCACCACAUGCAUAUGAUUAAAAUAGUUCAUUCUUGAAUUCGAAAAACAAAGUCAUAAACACGAAAUUAUUAAACUUAUUAUUAAUUAGGAUUAAUAUUAUGCAGAUUUGUGGAAAACUUCUUCAAAGCGUGUAUGCUCUCUAAGUUUGAGGACAUGUUUAACAUUCUAAUUCUAUUGAGGUGGUUGUGAAAAUUAUAUACUCUCUAACAGCAAGUGGCAAAAAAAAAAAAAAAAAUUGAAUAUUAACCAAAUUGCUUUUCUAUGGCCGUCAAAAGUAUUAAUAAAUAAUGGAAAAGGGACAGCAUGUGAUGCAGUAAAAUGGUGCUUCAGAAUUACCAGAUGUAUUCAAAAACCAAAAACAUCACGAUUUCUGAUUUGAAUUUAUGAGUCCUCGGAAAAAAAUAAAAUAGUAACUCAUUUUGAUUCAAGUGAGCUUGAUGAGCCUCACAAACAUAAUGAUUUACUGUUGUAGAAAUCUCACACUAAAUCCAAAUAAUUGAUAUUAACUUUUUUUUUUUAAAUGUUACUAAAAUCAUUUGGAAUUAAUAAAACUUUUAAUUUGUUGAGUUUAACUAACGAGUUAUAAUUUUCAGAAAAAUUUAAAACUAAUUUUAAUUCCAAAGAGUGAAAAUUUAUACGCUCAAUUGCAAGACAUUGUGAGCUAAUUUAUUAAGAUUUAUGUAGUCAUUUCAUCCCUAGAACUACGUGUGUUAGAAAAAUAUAUAAUAUAGAUAAUAAAAAAAAAUACAUUAGACUGAUCUGGAAAUUAUUUUGAAAUUUUAUUAGGCUUUCCAUGAAAGUCCUAUAUUUUUGUAAAAUACGUAUAAUUUAUACAUUUCAUUCUUUUAUAUUAAUCUGGAUAUGUAAAAAAAAAAUUAAUAACUUGCACUUAUUUUUUAAAAAUUAGCCGCUUUCACAGGACCAUUUUGCUUUUAAACAAUAAUUGAUAUAAAAGAUUUCCAGAUCAUAUUUUGUCAGGUAGAAGUUAUAACCUGGAUGUUAGCUUAUGCUGUUAUUAUUACUCUCGUUGUAUUAAAACUUACACACCUUCAACGUCCAUCUUGAGUUUUUAAAUUAUAUUUUUGUCCCUUAAAAAAAGAAAUAUCGGUUGUAAAAAUUGUAGUCAUGGUUAUGAGGAUUUAAAUAAUUCAUCAUGUCUAAUUUCAACACAAUGGCAACCGAUUCAGAAGACCUUUUUAUUAUUUUAUUUUUUUUAUAUAAAUAUAUAAUCAAAUAAUACUUUUACUAUUAUUAUAUAAUAAUUAAUAUUUAUUUUAACUUACUUCAUUUAAAAAUUCUCUAUAUAUAUUUUAUUUAGUAACUUAAAAUAUAAAUUUAUCCUACUAACAAUAUGUUUUAAUUUAUUUUCUAACUACUUUUUAACUUAUUUUAAGUUAACAUCACAUAUAAUAUCAUUGAAUAUAUAAUGAUAAAAUGUGUUACAACAUAUUUCUAACAAAUUGCUUUGACAAAAUAUCGAUGUUGAAAAUAUUUAGUGUGUCUAGGCUUUCUUUAGAUAGCUUGCAACAUAGAUAAUAUAAGUUUCUGCUUUAUAUAAAUGUUUUUAUUUCAUAAAAGUUUAUUGCCGUUCCUUGCGAAAGCUGUCUUUUCUGAUUAGAUUCUGUCAGUGGUAAAAAAACGUGAGUUUUUAAAUUUGUAUUCAAUUUUAAUAGUAUGUUUACAAUUAGUAUAGGGAGUAUUAAUAUCUUCAAUCCAGUGUUUCCUACGGAUUAAAAUUGAAGCUGAACCACUCGCAGUUUCUAUUCAGAAUAAAAAAAAACAGUUAAAUGACAAUAGAGCUUUGAUGAAAAAGUAGCAAAAAACAAACAAAAAAAAAACUACAGUUAGUAAUAGACCCUAAUGUUCUAAAUGAAUGUGUUAAAGUUUUUUUAUUUAGUUUUUAAUAAAAUCCAACAAAAAAUAAAAAUCAUCAAUGUCUAAGUGUAUAUCCAUGUAAACCCUAUAUAUGUGUAAUAAAAUAUGUAAAAUUUAUUCAUAUAGGAAGUAGCAUUUGUUCAAUGUAUUUAUGUAUAGAGAUCAGUGUAAAAAAAAAAAUUAAAUAAAAUAGUUAUGAGUAUUUAUAUAUGUGUAAAGGAUACAGUAUAAUACUAAAGUUUUUCAUAGUUUUUGACAGUAAUUGGCAUACCGUAUAUUUAUAAUACAAAAAACAUAGGUCUAAACUUAUAUUUUUAAGUAUAUUUUGAGUGAAACCCUUUACUAAUGUUUAUAUUAUUUCAUUUUCAAUAAUAAUUUGUUGUAUGAUUAUUUUUAAAAAACAUAUAUUAUUGUAGAUCACUAUUUUUGUGCACAAGAUAAUUAACAGUUGUAAAUUGACAAAUAAGUUGGCUUCUUGUCAAACUCUACAAAUAUUACAUAUAUGUUUUAUGUGUUAAUGGUGUAUUACUUUAAAUCUCUAUGUAAAAUACAAAAUGAAUAAAGUACAGGAAUGUAUCAUUAAUAUUUAA